AUGCCGAGCUACGGCUGGAGGGCAGCGGCGGCGGCGGAGGCAGCGUCCCGGUUGGACGGGGCGGCGCACAGCGACGGAGACAAGGCGUCGACAUCACGUCGGCUGCGCGGUUGGCACCGAGGCGGCGGUGACAGCAGCGGCGGCGGCGGCGGCGGCGGCGGCAGUAGUGGCUACAGCAGCCGCGAUGGCAGGGCUGCCACUUUCUUCUCCGCGAAGGGAGAGCACCAGUCGAUGCCGGUCGUAGAAACGCUGCAAAACAAGUCGUCGGCCCGCGCCAGGCUGCUAUGCCGCGGCAUCGGAGGGACCGGCGGCGGGGGUAGCAGUAGCAGCAGCGGCGGCGGCGGCGGCGGUAGAGCGGGUUUGGAAGCGGGUUCUUCGAGCAGCUCGCCCAGCCCGGACUCGGGUCUCAUCACCGAGGACUUCAGCCUCAUGGGUAGCUUCACGCAACCUUCGACGGAGGACACGGCGCCCCUGCUGCCCGUUUGGGAGAGCAGCUCCCCUACCGCAAGCACCGCGGUCGGCGACGCCAAUGCGGCGGCCGAUGGCUUGCCGUUAGGGUACCGGGAACGCGACCUCCGUCACCAGCACCAGCAGCUCGACAGCCUCCCUGCUAUGCGCAGGAGGCUGCCUUGCGCUGACACUCGAGCUCCUCAGUACAUGGCCGUGUUGACGAGCCCCCCUCACAACCAACGCGGCGGCGGCGGCGGCGGCGGCGGCGUCACCGCGGAAAUAAGCAAGAACAACCCAAAGCCCUUGCGGAGAGCGUUCUGCAGCGAAGCCGUCGCCCCGGGAGCAGCGGCAGCCGCGUCCAGUCGCUCCCCUCCCGACCGCAGCGGCUCCCGCACUUCCGCCCCGCUGCUUUGCAGGAGGUCGAGAGGUUACGCCGCCACCGCCGAUGAGGAGAAGGACUCGCACUCGUUGUCGAUCGUUGCCACCGCCACCGGUGCGAACGUCAUGGGUAUCGCCGGACCCGCCAGAUCUGAACCCCCGGGAAAGAUGGAGGUGAUAUCGCCGGUUGAGGGCGGCGGCGGCAUCGAUCUAGGCGCCGUUGGCGACGUUCUCGGUCGCGGGGGGCACGUCAAGACCAUCAGGCGCAUCCGCAGCAGCGGGCUAGCCAUGAGCAACAGCAACGGCAGCAGCAGCAAGCCCGACAGCCCGCUCCUCACGAGGAUCCCUGGCGACAGUGGUGGCUGUGGCGGCGGCAGCGACAAAGAUGACGGAGCAGCAAACAACGGGCCCCGCUUCGCCCUGCCCUCGACGCCGCUGGUGCUGCCGGCCAAGGUCGCGAUAACAGAAGCCGCGCCGGAGGGGCGGACGACCGUAAAAGAGUUGGACGGCGUCGUGGACGUGCCGGAGGAGACUGUCGACGCAAGCUGCAAUUCUUGGGGUACCAGCGGCGGCGGCGGCGGCGGUAGGCCGUUGAUGACGCUGGAUGAGGACAGCGUGACUACCACUUCUGUCGAGCACCGUAAGGGAGGACCCCUGGGAUGCCUCGGCCAAGUGCACGGCCGGAAUCGGGAGGGAUGGGGCGUGUCGUGCGUUAUUUCCGAGGAGGUUUUGAAGAGCGGCGGCGGCGGCAGCGGCGGCGGCGGUGGCGCUGCCAACAACGACGGUCACGAUGACGACGACGACGAUGAUGACGGUGAUGCCGAUGCCGAUGGCGGCGGAGACGACGUUAGCUUUGACUACCUCAGCCAGCUGUCUCUAGACCUCGACAAUCUAAAGGAGCAAGGCUUCACGUGUAGCGUGGCGCCGUCGUACGACCUGAGCGAAGACGGCGGCACGCUGAGGACGCACGGCUUUGUGCUCCAACCAGAUGGAAUCAAGUCUACCCCGACGCCGACCUAUGCCGGUUUCGACACCAGCAGCAGGAACUCGAUUUCCAGGGGGUGCAACGAAGAGAGGCUGCGCUGCUUACGGCCGGCCUCGAUACACACGGCGUCGGGGUCCAUCGCCCGCACCCCGCGCAGCUACGACAGCGGCUUCGGAGCGAGCUGCAGCGGCGCCAACGCUCCCCUGCCGCCGCCGCCGCCGCUGACGGGCACCCCCCGACGGCCCCGCGAGAAGACCAUCCUUCUGGACGAGAUCGGGAGGGGCGGGGGCGGUACGGUGCACAAGGCCAUUCACGUGCCAUCGAUGCGUCUGGUGGCGGUGAAGAUGGUGGAGGUGCACGACGACGAGAAGCGGCACCAGAUUCUACGGGAGCUCAAGACGCUGCUCUCGAUGAAGCCGGUCCCUUUACCCUCGCCGUGUGUGGCGACCGGCGACUCCACUUCGGCGGGCACCAGCGGUCUCGGGCAUCAUCCCGGAUUGGGCGAUUGGUGCGGUGGUGGGGGGGAUGACAGCGGCACCGGCAGCAGCUGCGGCAGCAGCUCGCAAGACGCGGACAGCCCUAUCAGCUGCUGCGGCCCGGCAGCGAAGGAAGGAGGACCGCCGCCGCCGCGGGCGGAGUGCUUCGGCGAAGGCGACCAUUCGAGUGGCUCCGAGGAGCAGGAUCGGACCCGCACGACCGCCUCCGUUUCGUCCCAGGGGGGCACCCUGUCCUCGCGUGACGGCACCCCCCCCUUCCCGUCGCAGCAGCACCAGCGGCCGCUGCCGCCGCAGGUGCAGCAGCAGCCGCCGCGUCGCCGCCGCCGGCGAGCGGGGGGUCACGACGGCAGCAGCAACAACAACCCGUCCAAGAGCAAGGAUCUCACCCUCCCGGUUAUCACGUUCCACGAUGCCUACAUGGACCGGGAGAGGGGGCGGGUGUGCAUGGUGAUGGAGUACAUGAACGGGGGCACGCUCCAGCAGUUCGUGUCCGGGGGGCAGGCGCUGUCGGAGCCCGCCCUCGCCGGGGUGGCGCGCUCGGUGCUGCGAGGGUUGGCGGAGAUGCACGCCCAGCGCAAGAUCCACCGCGACAUCAAGCCGUCCAACAUCCUGCUGGACAGCCAGGGGCGGGUGAAGAUCUCGGACUUCGGCGUCGUGCGCGAGCUCAACCAGACGGGGUCGUUCGGGCAGACCUUCACCGGGACCGCGACGUACAUGAGCCCGGAGCGGAUCAAGGACAGCGGGCACGGCUGCCCGAGCGACAUUUGGAGCCUCGGUAUGGUGAUCGCGGCUCUAGCCCUCGGCCACUUCCCUCUGUCGACGGGCGCCGCCAGCACCGACCGCAUGUUCGACCUCAUCCAGGCGAUCACGGAGGACCCCAUCCCGGCCCUGUCCCCCCAGGCCUUCUCGCCGGAGCUGUGCGACUUCGUCGACCUCAUGCUCAGGCGAGACCCUGCGGAGAGACCCACGGCGCCGGAGCUGCUCAAGCACCCCUUCUUGGUCGAGAACCACGACCAGGGGUGCCACAUCCAGAGCCUCGUGGACAUGGUCAAGGUGGCCCCCGCGACCUUGCCCGAGGUCCAAAGCCUCCUGAAGAAGGUCGUCGACUACCACCUUGCCGAGGCGGUGGAAGAGAAGAGCUACAACGACAGAGAUGCCUCGGCUUCCUUCUUCGGUAAGGACACGUUGUCGUGGGGAGGCUGGAGCCCCCACCAAGCCCCCUUGCCCCCGUCCCUUCGCAAGGCGGACGUCGAGGUGCUGGCGGGGCAGCUGCAGGUCACCAGGACGGAGCUAGGUGAAUCAAACGUUCGACAGGGGAGGGGAGGGGGGGG
Molecule: messenger RNA, 3641 nt
Organism: Ectocarpus sp. CCAP 1310/34
Lineage: Eukaryota; Phaeophyceae; Ectocarpales; Ectocarpaceae
Source: the annotation of a GenBank genome assembly